Hordeum vulgare subsp. vulgare (domesticated barley) is the source of this 718-nucleotide messenger RNA. RefSeq lists its product as uncharacterized. The record is from RefSeq and is a predicted model, not a curated record. Lineage: Eukaryota; Viridiplantae; Streptophyta; Magnoliopsida; Poales; Poaceae. Bases 94 to 474 code for a protein of 126 amino acids. The transcript has a single exon.
GUUCGCCGAUAACCAAAAAGAUCAUCGAGCUUCCAAUCCAAGUCGGCAAAGUCCCCAAGUGUAACACGCAGGCGAGCACAAAACCGCACAAAUAUGUCGACGGUGGAGCAGGAGGAGCUGUCCGAGUGCGAGGUGCUGUGGCCGGAGACGCGCCACGGCGCUCCGGGGAGCCCGUAUGGGCCAUCGACGGCGGCUCCCGGAGGAGCCUCCAGGGAUCACCGCCGGCAGCGCUCUGCGCCCGUGGACAUUCCCAGGCCCGCCCACCUGCCCCGCGGGCGCGCCGACCUGGACGACGAGGAGGAGGAGGAGGAGCACGACGGCGCCAUGGUGCCGCCGCACCUGAUGGUGUCGCGCAGGUGGUCGGAGGGGAAGGCGGCGGCGUUCUCGCUGCGGUCGGGGCCCGGGCGGGCGCACCGGGACCUCAGCCACCUGCGCAACUCCGUGUUGCGGAUGACCGGCUUCAUCGAAGGGUGACAGUGACAGAGAAGGCGGGCCCGCCGUCGUCUGUGCAUACGUGCGAGCGAGGAAAGUAGCCGGUGGCACCACGCGUCUUCGCCACGGUGUUGGGCUGUUGGUCAGUCAAUUUUGUUGGGCUCAUCUUCCCCGUGGCUGCCAGUCGAAAUGAUGAGUCUCCCUUGGGUUGGUUCAUGGAAAUCGGCCGGUAGCGAGUUUAGGAUUAUUUUUCUCGGAAUGGAAUAAACUACUGUGAGAUUCUUCA